GCGCGGCGCCGCACCAGCUGAUCCCAUAAAGCCUGCCUGCCUCCGGCUCCCGGCUCCCUGCAGCCCAGGCUCCCGCGCCCGCCCUCCGGAUCGGGGCUCUCCCUUGGCUCUUGGGGAAAAAGAGGAAAGGAAGGAAAGAAGGAAAGAAGAAGGGAAGGCAAGGAGGAAGGCAAAAGCCCUGCAGGGGAGCGGAGGGCGGCUGACUGGCUGGCUGGCUGCUGCGGUGCUGGACGGGGGCCGGGGCCGGGGCUUGCAGCGCCUCUCCCGGCGGGGCUCCUCGCCCGAUGCGCCCCUCCGGAGCCCGAGCCUCCUCCUCCUCCUCCUCCUGCUGCUGCUGCUGCUGCUGGGUCCGAGGGAGCGCCGAGCCCGGUGCAUGAGGAGGCGCCGCCCGCCCUGGCUCCCGGCUCCGGCUCCUGCCCCCGCCUCCUCCUCCUGCCGCCGCCGCCGCCUCUUGGUCUCCGUCUCUGCCGCCGCCGUCGUGCUGCUCCGUGGGCCCCGAGGCGCGCCUUCCCCGAGCCCCUAAAAUGAAGAGGGUGAUCCUGGAAGAAGGAACCAAACUGCUGAUUGUGGCACUUUGCCUGAACUUCCUGGCGGAGGUGAGACCUUGCCCCGGGGCUUGCGUCUGUUACAGCGAGCCCAAGAUCACCAUCAGCUGCCAGCUGCAAGGACUCGCAGCCAUCCCCACCGAGAUCCCGGUCCAGACGCAGCGAGUCUUCCUCCACAGCAACAAAAUCGCCACAAUCGGGUCCACCAGCUUUACCUCCUGCCGCAACAUGUCCAUCUUGUGGAUCCACUCCAACAACAUCAGCGUCAUCGAAGCUGGGGCAUUUGCUGGGCUGGACAAAUUGGAGGAGCUGGACCUCAGUGACAACAUGAAUCUGAAGUCCAUCGCUCCGUCCACCUUCCGAGGCCUUGUCCGGCUUCACACUUUGCACCUUGCUCGCUGUGGACUCUUGGAGCUCUCCACGGAGCUCUUCCGAGGGCUUUUCUCCUUGCAGUACCUCUACCUGCAGGACAAUAAUUUGCAGAACCUCCACGACGAUACCUUUGUGGACCUUGCAAACCUCACCUUUCUCUUUUUGCAUGGGAACAAAAUUAAGACCUUGUCAGAAAACGUCUUUCGGGGGCUGACCAACCUGGACCGGCUGCUCUUGCAUCAGAAUAGGGUUAACGUGGUCCACCGUCGGGCUUUCCAUGACCUUGGGAAAGUGUUGACCUUGUAUCUUUUUAAUAAUAACCUGACGGUGCUCACAGGAGAGACGAUGACCCCUUUGGUGUCCCUCCAGUAUCUUCGUUUGAAUGGCAACCAGUGGCUGUGUGACUGCCAAGCCCGGUCACUCUGGGAUUGGUUUCAGCAGUUUAAGGGGUCCUCUUCCGAACUGGAGUGCCACCUACCUGCUCACUUAGCGGGACGGGACCUCAAACGGCUGGAGAGCUCCGAUCUGGAAGGCUGCAUCGACUCUUUCAACCAGAUCCGAACCAGCGUGUUUAGCACCAAGACCCGAUCAGGCAAAUUGCCAACUGCCAGCCCUCCUCUCCUUCCCCCGGAGAGCUCCCAGAAAUGCUGCCAGCCAGAAAUGGAUAAAUCUUUUAUUUACGAAGCCAAAGCCAAGGCGGGCCCGUCUUCUCACAGUAGCCGGGCCUCCCCUAACAAUCCGCUCAAGGAUAAGGAGAACAUGGCCAAAACCAAGUACCAGGGGGAGAUGGACCCGACCAAAAAUGGUAGCAACAAGCAGAUCAAUGACUCCCCCUUUGGGACUUUCCCUAGCGUAGUGGACCCUCCCUUGACCAAUCUGAAACCUGAGUUCCUAGGUCCCAUUGAGCCUUCCACAGUCCCAACCAAAAAGAGGCAAGGGUGUUCCAAAAAGAACAAAUCCCGGUCACAGUGCCGGAUGUCCCAGCCAGCACCAAGUUCCACCUCCCAGCUCAUCCCAAGUGUCCUGAUCCCUCUUUUGGUGUGGACUCUCAUUUUGUUCAUGUUAAAAAACGAGUCUUUCCCUUGAGGAGUGAGAGAAUUAACCUCCCCAGACUUUUGCUUUAAAAACUAACCAACCAAGAAAUUGAAUAAUAAUAAUAAUAAUAAUAAUGAUACCGAUAAUAAAUUAAGCCACCUCCACGAAAUACUGCAAACGAGAAGGAAGGAAGCUACAAUCAGAGAGGACUUUCUUACACAAAAAGCUCUGCCUUUCGUGUCCUAAACCAAACAAAAAAGACCCCCCCAAAAAAAACUUCACACACACAAACCAACAAAGAAGAAGAGUUGUACAUAAUUUAUUUGUCUCUCCUCCUGAAAUCUAUGUGUUUGAUUUGAUUUGAUUUGAUGUUUUUGGUCCUCGGAACAACACUUCUCUGCCAGCGGCUUUCGCCGGAGCAGAUGGUUAAAGCAGAAAAGAGGGGGGGGAAGGUGAAAUAAAAUAGGAAAAAUGACAAGGUGCAAAAAAAUCACCUUCACAAUGUUUUUUUAAAAAAAGAAAUAGAUAUUGAAACGAAAAACGCAAAGAAGCGUGGCGUGUGAUUUGAAACUGUUCUUGAAUGAUGUUUGCAAGUUUCCCCGUCUUUCAGAGGUGACACAUCGAUGCCAUCUUUUUCUUCCCAUGUUUCCAAAUCUUGAGGUCGAGCCGUCCCGCGUUUCCACGAUGCCAUUUACGGAGGGGGCAUUUGUUCAAGAAUGCUUCCUUGUCAUUCACUCAAGGC
Messenger RNA from Sceloporus undulatus (fence lizard), 2694 nucleotides. Its product is annotated as reticulon-4 receptor-like. The record is from RefSeq and is a predicted model, not a curated record. Gene Ontology annotation, cellular component: plasma membrane. Gene Ontology annotation, molecular function: protein binding. The coding region runs from base 525 to 2003 and encodes 492 amino acids. The transcript has 2 exons. Lineage: Eukaryota; Metazoa; Chordata; Lepidosauria; Squamata; Phrynosomatidae.